Molecule: messenger RNA, 1011 nt
Organism: Lathyrus oleraceus (garden pea)
Lineage: Eukaryota; Viridiplantae; Streptophyta; Magnoliopsida; Fabales; Fabaceae
Exons: 1
Coding region: 1-1011 (336 amino acids)
Source: RefSeq, a predicted model, not a curated record
AUGAUUAAGGAAGAAAGGCCGGAUUGCAGUAGCGCAACAUUAGCAUUCUUGGUGCAUGGAAUUGUUCUAUUCCCUAAUAUAGAUAAAUUCAUGGAUCAUUUGUUCUUGGAAGUCGUCGUAGCCAAUAACUUGAUGCCAUUAUUGCUCGCCGAAUUUUAUCAUACCUUCCAUACAAGGCAUGAGAAGAAAGGUGGAACCUUUCUUUGUUUUGAUCCUCUGUUGAACUUAUGGAUGAGGGUUCAUAUGCCUCAAAGUGGAUCUUUUUAUUAUAGAAACUUGUCAUGGCCCCAAAAGUUCGCAUCUCUCUUAGACAGUUCAAUCCUUUGGUACAAGAGAGAAUGGGAAGCAAAGGAUAUCAUUGUCAAAUAUGGAGGAUUCCUGAAUGUCCCCUUAAUAGGAACACAUGGUUGUAUCAACUACAACCCCAUGCUACUCAAGAGACAGUUCGGAUACACCAUGUUGAGUCCUCCUGAGGAUCAAGACCUCAUACCUUUCAUUAUCAAUACCGUGGAUCCACUAGAUUUAACUGUGAAGAGAGUGCGAAAAGAUUGGACAAACAUAAUCCGGAUUGACCAAGAGUGGGGCAAGAAGAACAUCCUAGCCAAGGAACCUUACUUUAUUUGGGUAAAAGAGAGGGCUAGGGUUGUCGAUAUUCCUUUACUUUAUGACUCCUCAUCAUUUCCGUUGGUGCCUAAACCCGAGCCCAUAUUACAAGAAGACAUGCAUAAUUUUAUCGACAAGAUACGAGAUCUUGAUUUGGAAAACACUCAAUUAAGAGUGCAACUCAACCAUGCCAAAGAACAUAACCACACCUUGGAAGACAAGGGUAAGCAAGUCUGUGAGAAGUUCGUGGUCAACAAGAAUAGAUUAAGGGAAGUUGAAGGCCAAAGAAUUUUGGUUGGUGGUGUUCUACAAGGAGCCAAUUUUGAGCUAGACGGUCGCAACGACAAGUUGGAUCAAGCGUACCGAACCAUUAGAGAGAGAAAAGGUCCACCGAAGCUUCUUGUAUGA